AUGUCCUCUAACCCAAGUCCCGACUCCUCGCCGCCCACCAGGAAGUUCGGAAAGCAGAUCCAAAGGCGCCAGCUCGACCUUCCCGAAUAUGCUGUUAGUUUUCUCAACUACAAGGCGCUUAAGAAGCUCAUCAAACAACUAAGCGCAACGCCCACUAUCCCCGCCCAGAGUUCCUCAGCGGAUCCCGUCCCGGAGAUUGUCGACCCCCAGGCUGCUCUUCGUGCGAAUAAGGAUGUCUUCUUCUUCCGUGUGGAACGAGAAAUUGAGAAAGUGAAUGUUUUUUAUCUUCAAAAGGAAGCAGAGUUCACGUUACGCCUCAAAACGCUUCUCGAUAAAAAGCGGCUGAUACAGUCGAAAAAAUGGGUUACCAAUUCAAAGGCUCCAGCAAACUUUGUCACCCUCUUCGAAGGUCUUCAGCAAUUUGAUGGAGACCUGAACAAACUUCAACAAUUCGUCGAGGUCAACGAAACAGCCGUUUCCAAAAUUUUGAAAAAG
This is a messenger RNA of Histoplasma mississippiense, 495 nucleotides long. RefSeq lists its product with no specific name. Gene Ontology annotation, biological process: cellular response to phosphate starvation. The transcript has 5 exons. The annotation marks the transcript as partial. Lineage: Eukaryota; Fungi; Ascomycota; Eurotiomycetes; Onygenales; Ajellomycetaceae. The record is from RefSeq and is a predicted model, not a curated record.